CCCGGAACGGAUCCUUCUCAGAAACUUACAUUACGUUGAGAUUCGCAUUCCUCUGUUCCAUAUAACGUUUAUCCUCUUCCUCCUCACCAACUGCUCCUUGUAGAUUCUCCAGGGGGGUUUCCUUUAUAUCGAGAUACGUGAGAAGUGUUUCUCUAGCCCUGUCUCUGAUCUUUACAUCACGUGGGAUCUGAUUUUUAGUUGCGGUAUUCACAAGUCUUUCCCAAUUUGGGGAUUUUUUUCCCGUGAUUUCUGCUUGUUUGUUUUUCCCAAUACUGAUGAUAAUAUAGUCAAUUGAAUUCGCUUGUAAACUACCAAGUAUGUCGAAAAGAAACCCAUUCUUGUUCAUCAUUAACAAUUGAUUAUUAGAAGAGAGUAUUUAAUCUUCCUGAGAUUCUCGGAUUUGCAUUUUCUUUUUCUUUUUGUAUUUUACAUAUAAAGUUAGAAACUUUGGGUUGAUAUAUCUUGAUUAUGAUCUUUAUAUCUUCUGGGUCGUUGCUAGAUGUAUUGUUUCGGUCUAAACUCUGCAUAUGAUCGUUUAAAGUGAUGUUGUAGGAUCUCAGCGGCUUAGAAUUAACAUAGUGGCUGUACUAAAUUGCAUUCAUAGAGGCUCUUGCAUUAGUUUCUAGUCUCUUGUAUGCAAGUGAGGAGCUUUAGGUGGCACUGAGUCAUUUUUUGAAUCUCAUUGAUGCAGUUUGUCUUUGACUUUGAGGUUUAUCUGGAAAGAAUGGAAGUUUGCGGGGACCUGAAUUCUGAUAACUUAAAGAACCGCCCUUUGACUCCGCUUAGGAUUCUGAGGGGUAUCAUCAUCUUACUGGUUUACCUGUCUACUGCUUUUAUGUUCCUCAUCUACUUUGCACCAGUAUUUGCUCUUGGUCUACGGCUUCUGAGUGUGCACCAAUCUAGGAAAGUUAUAUCGUUCAUCUUUGGUCACUGGUUAGCUCUGUGGCCUUAUCUGUUUGAAACGGUUAACGGGACAACCGUGGUGUUCUCUGGAGACAGCAUCCCAGUGGAGAAACGUGUUUUGCUAAUCGCAAAUCACAGGACUGAAGUGGAUUGGAUGUAUCUGUGGAAUAUAGCCUUGAGGAAAGGGUGUCUUGGCUACAUCAAAUACGUGCUCAAGAGCAGCUUGAUGAGAUUACCUAUCUUUGGAUGGGGGUUUCAUAUUCUAGAGUUUAUCCCAGUGGAGAGGAAGCGAGAGGUGGACGAACCUGUUAUGCUUGAAAUGCUUUCAACUUUUAAGGAUCCUCGAGAACCCUUGUGGCUUGCUCUAUUCCCAGAGGGAACCGAUUUCACUGAAGAGAAAUGCAAGAGAAGCCAAGAGUUUGCAAAGGAAGCUGGUCUUCCGGCAUUAUCAAAUGUACUUCUACCAAAAACAAGGGGUUUUGGCGUUUGCUUAGAAGCUCUACAUAACUCUUUGGAUGCUGUAUAUGAUUUGACCAUCGCAUAUAAGCCUCGCUGCCCAUCUUUCAUGGACAAUGUAUUCGGGACUGAUCCUUCAGAAGUCCAUAUCCACGUUCGGCGAGUUCCACUAAAUGAGAUUCCAGCAAACGAGGCAGAAUCAUCAGCUUGGUUAAUGGAUUCAUAUCAGUUGAAGGACAAACUGCUCUCCGAUUUCAGUGCUCAAGGGCAGUUCCCAAAUCAAAGACCAGAAGAAGAACUCUCUAUUCUCAAGUGCAUUGCAACUUUUUCAGUGGUAAUAUCUUUGACAGCACUAUUCAUUUAUCUGACCUUGUAUACACAUAGCAGUUUCAAAGUAUAUGUUGGUCUAAGUUUCACAUACUUAUCUUUUGCUACUUAUUACAAGUUCCGACCCUCGCCAUCUAUUGGCUGUUGUAGAGGAGAUUCUAGUAAAGAAGCAAAAACUCAUUAACUCUGUUGUACAUACAAUUUUUUUUUUUUUUUUGCGUACAAAGAAAUAAUAUCAAGGAUUUACAGGCAGAAAAGAUUAUUGGGCUGCCUUUU
Messenger RNA from Eutrema salsugineum, 1962 nucleotides. RefSeq names its product probable 1-acyl-sn-glycerol-3-phosphate acyltransferase 4. Gene Ontology annotation, molecular function: acyltransferase activity. Bases 686 to 1870 code for a protein of 394 amino acids. Gene Ontology annotation, cellular component: endomembrane system. NCBI's taxonomy places the organism in Eukaryota, Viridiplantae, Streptophyta, Magnoliopsida, Brassicales, Brassicaceae. The transcript has 4 exons. The record is from RefSeq and is a predicted model, not a curated record.